Molecule: messenger RNA, 7915 nt
Organism: Caretta caretta (loggerhead turtle)
Lineage: Eukaryota; Metazoa; Chordata; Testudines; Cheloniidae
Gene: TUBGCP5
Product: tubulin gamma complex component 5
Biological process (GO): cytoplasmic microtubule organization; mitotic cell cycle; spindle assembly
Cellular component (GO): gamma-tubulin complex; microtubule organizing center; spindle pole
Molecular function (GO): gamma-tubulin binding; microtubule minus-end binding
Source: RefSeq, a predicted model, not a curated record
CCCCCCCCCAGGCGCGCGCGCGCGCGAUGGCCGCUCAGCCCGCGCGCUGGAGCCCCCUCGAGCAGGAGCAGGACCGGGACGUGCGGGCGCUGAUCCGCCGCCUGACCGGCCUCCGCGAGGCGCAGGGCGGGGAGGAGCCCGGCGGCCGCUUCCAGACGGCGCUGAGCUUCGCCUGGUCCAACUUCAGAUUUCAUCGAUUUCUUGAUGUAAGCAGUCACAAAGUAGAGAGGACAAUAGAGGGAAUUCAUGAAAAGCUGAUUGUUCAUUCAGACCUCAGUAAAGCUGCAAGCUGGAAAAGACUAAUAGAAAAGUUUCUGAACUCACCACUUCUGAGCACUGAAGAAACAAAGACAGAUGCUCAUUACGCCAUACUAUCUCUCUUACUGUGCUUGUCUGAUUCUCCUUCCAACACCAGCUAUGUGGAAAAGCCAAGAGAUAAAGAAGUGGAAAAGGAAGAAGAAUUUGACUGGGGAAAGUACUUGAUGGAAGGUGAAGAAAUUGAUUUUGGUCCUGACAUAGACACACCAGAUUGGUCUGAAGAAAGUGAAGAGGAGGAGGAUGCUCAACAACCUCUGAGCAGGGAAGACUCUGGCAUUCAAGUAGACAGGACACCACAAGAAGAACAAGACCAAAACAAGAAAACAGUGUCUCAGGUCACAUGGAAAGUGGGUGAGCCUGAUGCGCGCAGCUGGCUGGAACAACAUGUGGUUCCUCAGUAUUGGACAGGAAGAGCUCCUCGUUUUUCUCACAGUUUGCACCUACAUUCCAAUUUAGCUGCUGUCUGGGACCAACACUUGUACAGCAGUGAUCCCUUAUAUAUGCCAGAAGAAAGAACUCUUGUAACUGAAACACAGGUUAUCCGGGAAACUCUCUGGCUUCUUUCAGGGGUGAAAAAGCUCUUUAUAUUUCAGCUAAAUGAGGGAAAGGUGACUGUGAGAAAUGACAUUAUUGUAACUCAUUUGACCCAUAACUGCUUAAGAUCAGUGUUGGAGCAGAUAGCAGCAUAUGGACAAGUUGUGUUUAGGCUGCAGAAGUUCAUUGAUGAAGUGAUGGGGCACAGCUCAGAAAAUGUAAUACCUGGAACCAUUUCCACUCCCAAGAAAACUACAGAACCCCCAUUUAGAACCUACCAAGCUUUUAUGUGGGCCUUGUACAAGUACUUCAUUAGUUUCAAAGAAGAACUUACUGAAAUUGAGAAAUGCAUAAUCAACAAAGACAAAACGGUCACUCUUUCAAUAGUAGUAGAUAAGUUGUCACCUCGACUGGCACAGCUUAAGGUACUUCACAAAGUUUUCAGCACAGGGGUAGCAGAAGUACCACCUGACACUCGAAAUGUUUUAAGAGCAUCUCAUUUGCUUAAUACACUCUACAAAGCUAUUCUUGAAUAUGACAACGUUGGAGAAGCAUCUGAGCAAACAGUAUCCCUCCUCUUUUCUCUCUGGGUUGAAACAGUAAGGCCUUAUUUGCAGACAGUGGAUGAGUGGAUUGUCCACGGUAACUUGUUUGAUCCUGCUAAGGAAUUUAUCAUUCAGAGAAACAAAAAUGUCCCAGUUAAUCACAGGGAUUUUUGGUAUGCUACCUACACAUUAUAUAGUGUGUCGGAAAAGAUGGAGAAUGAAGAGAAAAUGAGUGAUAAUGCCAGUGCCAGCUCUGGAAGUGAUCAGGCUCCCUCAAGUAGGCAGCACACAAUGGUCUCCUUUCUGAAACCAGUACUAAAACAAAUCAUCAUGGCUGGAAAGUCCAUGCAAUUGUUGAAGAACCUUCAAUCCAAAGAUGAUUCUCCAUGGCAAGCUGCAUCAAGAGAUGCAGAAAGAAAGAGUUUGUACACACUAUUUCUGGAGUCUGUGCAGUCCCGUCUGCGGCAUGGGGAAGAAUCUGUUCCAGAUAUUAUUACAGAACAACAAGCUACAAAGCAGAGUUUGAUAAAGAUGCAGUCUAUAGCAGAGAGACACUUAGAGCUGGAUGAUGUUCAUGAUCCAUUGCUGGCUAUUAACUUUGCUAGGUUGUAUUUGGAGCAAAGUGACUUUCAUGAAAAAUUUACUGGUGGUGAUGUUUGCGUGGAUAGAUCCUCUGAAUCAGUGACGUGCCAGACAUUUGAACUGACAUUGAGGUCUUGCCUUUAUCCUCACAUAGAUAAGCAAUAUCUGGAAUGCUGUGGCAACCUAAUGCAAACUUUAAAGAAGGAUUACAGACUGGUAGAGUACUUGCAGGCAAUGCGAAACUUUUUCUUGCUUGAAGCUGGGGAUACUAUGUAUGAUUUCUACACAUCUAUUUUUGAUAAAAUAAGAGAAAAGGAAACUUGGCAGAAUGUAUCAUUUCUAAAUGUCCAGCUCCAGGAAGCAGUUGGACAACGUUACCCAGAGGACAGUUCAAGGCUGUCUAUAUCUUUUGAAAGUGUUGAUACAGCAAAGAAGAAACUCCCUGUCCAUACCUUAGAUGGCUUAACACUGAGCUACAAGGUCCCUUGGCCUGUGGAUAUAGUUAUAAGUUUAGAAUGUCAAAAAAUUUACAAUCAAGUGUUUCUUCUCUUAUUACAAAUAAAGUGGGCCAAGUAUAGCUUAGAUGUUUUACGAUUUGAUGAGCUAGUAAAUGCUACCGAAAAACCACAGUUUAAGGAAGGACCUCAAUUAGAACAAGAGACAGUUCCUCAGUUUGGAUCACAAACCGAACUUAUAAAACAACAAAUUCACCGUAUGUUCCUCUUACGAGUGAAACUCAUGCAUUUUGUUAACAGCUUACACAACUACAUCAUGACCAGGAUUCUUCACAGUACAGGUUUGGAGUUUCAGCACCAAGUAGAAGAAGCCAAAGACUUAGAUCAACUGAUUAAAAUUCAUUAUAGAUAUUUGUCUACAAUCCAUGAUCGCUGCCUGCUGAGAGAAAAGGUUAGUUUUGUGAAAGAAGCUAUAAUGAAAGUGCUAAAUUUAGUGCUGAUGUUUGCAGAUCGUUGGCAGGCUGGUUUGGGAGCUUGGAGGAUGGAAUCCAUAGAGAAGAUGGAAUCAGAUUUUAAAAAUUGUCACAUGUUUCUCGUAACAGUUCUAAACAAAGCAGUCUGUAGAGGCUCUUUUCCUCAUUUGGAGUCUUUAGCUUUGUCACUCAUGGCUGGCAUGGAACAAAGUUAACAAAAGACCAAAGUGCAUUGAACUGCUCAAGAACUGAACUCCUGCAGCAUUCAUCUGCAACAUUAUUUAUUCAAAAUGAGCAUUUUAUACUGAAAUACAUGUAUAGGUAGAUAAAUGGCAGUUGAUAUAAUUUCCUUUCAUUGACUGUUUGAAACUGUAAAUGGUUAUGUACAAUAUUUAAUGAGUAUUGGUUGUGGUUGUAUUUUUUUCCUGCGUGUUAGUAUGCUAUAACAUCAGAUUCAUGCUGUCUUGUAGAAGUAGCUGACUUGAAAAUACAUGAAAUGUUUCUUCUUGUGAAGAAGGAAUUAUUCACUAUUUUGUAAAAUAGAAUAUUUGCUGAUUAAGUCUUUAAAAUAGUUUCCGUUAAUUUUGCAAUAAAUGUUAAAUACUUGCCAUUUUUAACUAGGAUCAAAAGCACAUAUGUAGAAUAUACUAUAACUGUGAGAAUGAGGAGUACAAGAAUACUUGUUCUCAGCUCCUUACCCUUCCCUUGUUCUUCCAGGCCUUUCCACAGGUGAUCUGUCCCUUCUCCAGCUUCCUGGUCUCUUGCAACCCAGCCUCCGAUAUUGGUAGUUCUUCAAGCGUCUGUAAAUGUGGAUCUCACUCCUGGUGUGCAUGUGCCUCUUGCUCAACAAAUCAGAAUCUUUUAACCAGCAGUGUUCUUUGGGGUCACACACAUGCCCUGCAUAUCCUUGUGCUACCCCCCUCUCAGGGGCAGAAAAGAUGGAGUAUAUUCAACCCACUCAAUUCCUUCUUACCACCUGCAAAGAAACAGUCUCUAAUCCUGGGAAUAGCAGCCUUGUCCUGUCACCUGUUUUAAAUAAAUAAUAAAAAGAGCCUGUAGAUUGAUUGAAAUGCUACUUUUGCAUCUGCACUUCUGCUGAAAUACAGUCAUGAAUUUGUAAGUUUUUAAAGUUUUUUGGCUGUCUGAGCUCAGGUCAAGUCUGCCAACCCUAAGCCUUUAGGCUUCAUAUUUCCGAGCUUCCCUCUGCAACCACGGGGACUAGAAACUCAGUAUUUUUUUUUAAAAUAAAAGUUGAGAUUUUAGUGUAAUCACAUGACUCCAGGAGCAGGGCCUUUAAGAGCAGCACCAAAUCAUGAGAAAGCUGGCAGCACUGGUGUGUCAUAGACAGGGAAACUGCUGGCGCCUUCUAGUAUGUUCCAUGUCAGUCUGUAGCUUAUUAUAGGAUGUUAUCUAAGCAAAACCUAUACCAUAUUACCACAGCUUCCCUUUUACUGCUACGACUCAGACUUCUGGAGGGACCUCCUUUGAAGGGCGGGUGUCAUCAAAGGUAAUUUGUACCUUCAUUCCACCUUGGUCUCUUCCCAUCAUGAUAUACCAUGCUCUGUAGUGUACCUGUAUUUGAUAUAUCCGUAAAUACUUGCUGCUUGUCCAGUUUAACAACAGUAGCCUUAGCAUGCUGUACUUGGGUGCUGAGGUCCAGGAGUUGCUUGCACUGGUUCUGGUAUAUUCAUAUGCUGUUUGGCCAUAUAACAAGUAGUUGUAUACUUUGUUUUCUGAACUUUAAAAACGUGACUGAUAAGAUUGUUGGUGGUUUUUUAUAUACAUUGGUUACUCCUAGCUCCACCCAAAUAUUAACUUUCUUUUCUCUCAACCUGCUUUAGGUGUUACAUUUAGCUAAGUGGCUGAACAAAACCAAAAUACCUGCCACAUUUGAUGCAGCAUUAACUUCUUGUGAGUCCCCUCCACAGCAGCUACUGUCAGCAAUAACUUCACUUGGAAAAUCUGUGGGAGCAGCCUAGGAGUACAUGGUGGAGAGUGGCUGCUUUGUGGGACCUUAACCCCUCCAAAAUCUCAACUCCUUCGCAGAGCAGUUGGUGUUGUGCUGGGUUUUCUGCUUAGUGUCCCUAUCUGGUUCCCUUGAUUUACACUUGUAACCCCCACUGCCAUCAUUUGUUACCCCCUGCUUUAGUUGAUUCAUUGUCUCUGUGGCCCUUUCCCCUUUCACGAUGAGGGCCUUUUGUUAUGUUGGGUUCCUCCAUUCCCCCUUCAAAUAGGAUUUCAGAUUGGACAGCUCUAGUCAUGGAAAAACUAGAGCUGAUUAUUUUUUAGGGGGGAGAGAAACUGUGCAUGCGUAUGUGCAUUCGCGCUCUGUCUCUGAUAAUGAAAAGAGAUUUGGCUCAGGCUGGCUUCUGUUGUAUUAAUGUAGUUGGAAUAUAUGGGCCCAGAGUCAGCUAUUUACAUAACCCUUUUAUUGUCCAACACUAACGUUUUAAAAAAAGUUCAGGUUUGGUAUACAGAGACCUCAGCGUAGUACCAGGGCCCAAACGCUAUUAAAACUCUGUAAUCUGUUAUUAAAGAUACAGAAAAGAAGGAAAAAAGUUAAAGCAUUUGAAAUGCAAGUUAAGUAAGGCUUUCAUUAUAACCAUAACUCUUUUCCCCUUUCCCUUUGCUAUAGAGUUUUUAGAAUGAAACCCUACUGUCCGAUGGUCUCUUAGUAUUAAAGAGGGUGUUAACUGUUCUUUCUCUUUUUCCCAAAGAAGUUAGUUGAGAUGGGCUGGAGCACUGGUGAUUACUGCUGUUAAAGUUCAGUCCUGUUUCCAAGAAGACAAAAGAAGACAGACAUGUAUAAGAGGCGAGAGGAAAAAAUCAGUAAAGAUAGAAAGUGCUGCUUCUAUCUCUGCUGUUGACUCUGACGUGCAGCCUCACUUCUGGAGAAACAAAGGCACAAUGCACCAUUUUAUCAGCCACUCUGAGACCUGGCAAAUUUGUACCAGCAUUGGUGUGUUUAGAACCUUGCUAUUAACUACCUCUUUACUUACAGGCUCAUGGCACUGUUGCAAAAUAUAUAGUCUUGGCCAGCUAAGCCAGACUGUUACUAGACAGAAGGCAAAAGGAGAGGGAUAGGAAAAGGAUACACAAGGGGAGGGAGAUGUGACAGACUCACAUCCCAGGUUGUUGGCUUUCAGCCAGAGCCAGUGGAGAUGGUGAUGUCAGGUAGGUCCCUUUUUUUGGACCAAUCUGUUCAGGACACCUUUUUCCAUCCAGCUGAUGAAGGCCCAUUGGUGUCACAGUGGAUCCUGGGAUCAUAAGGGGGUGGGUGGCAGGCAGCCAUGAAGGUUACUGCAGCAGUUGCUGGCAGACAGCUUCUUUUAAUUUUUGCACCAAAAGUUGUCUUCUUUAUAAAAACUCCAAUAAUGAGCUCAUUCCCUCAUUAUUUUGUCCACGAAUAAGUCUAGUUAGUGACACACCAGUUUUGGUUCAUUGAUUUCCAGUCUUGCACUUCUCUUGUUUACCAGGCAUGAGCUUAAUGCAGUUCUUGAGUUACAUCAGUAGUCAUCUUAUUUAAAUUAGUCUCUCUUGCACCUUUUCCCACCAACAAUUAUUGUUUUAAUAGGUUAUUGAAACACUUUGUAAACUUCUAUCUAGUUUCCCACUGUUAAUCUCACAAGUGGGAUAAAUGCAUAGGCCUGAUUAUUAUGACACAUCCCAUCUGAUAAAAGGUCUGGUUUAGAGAAGGGAAAGUUUCAAAAAGAGACUCUUUGCAGAACACUCCAAACUUUCAAAAGGUGACGUCUGAUUUGAAACUCUUGUCUGUUCCAGGAAAUGCCACUAGAUGGAAGGAUUUCAGAUUUCCUGAACUCGCUAUUACAGAUCAGUUAAUCCUCUCAGGAGUAGUCCAAGGCUAUUGUUUUAAUAGUUCCUUGGUCAAUGUUUUAAAAAUAUGAAAAAAGACAUCUGCCUCCUGAAAAGUUUCCACUCUAAAAAGAUAACCUCCAGAAGAACAGUUAAUUUUAUAAACUACAUAUAGUUUACAGUAAAAGGCUCAUGGUGUAAAUGACUGAGAAAAUGUAACUUGAGGAGGAGAAGGAGGUUUAUAGGUCCAGAGAGGUCAUUCUGAGCAUUGGGAGGGAAAGGGAUUAUAGGGAGGGAACUGGCUGAGUAUAGGAUCAAAAUAGAAUGACAGGCACCCCGAAAUAAGAUGGAUGCACAAGUAGGACUAUCUGGGGCCUGGAAAAUGAGGACAAAGUAUUGGAAACUGAUGUUUAAGGAGAUGUGCAGCAGUAAAGGGUCUUGUAAAGGAGGACUGCUGUGACUGGGGUGGCAGACAGAUUUUGGAUAGACAAGGGUUUAAGCUUGAGCUUAAGUAAUGUGAGAUUGAACUAGGGUGACCAGAUAGAAAGUGUGAAAAAUUGGGACAGGGGGUGGGGGUAAUAGGCACCUAUAUAAGAAAAAGUCCCAAAUAUCGGGACGGUCCCUAUAAAAUCGGGACAUCUCGUCACCCUCGAUUGAACAGAGGGGAAGAGGUCAGCACAGAGAUAACUGAAGACAGAAAAGUGGAUGAGGCCACUCAGGGAUAAGAUGUAGAAAGACAGGAGGGCCCCAAGAUGGAACCCUGUGGGACACUGACCAAAGUAAAAGGAGUGAGAAGUGGAAAUAGGAAGUAAGACAUUGAAGAAGUAAUUCAAGAGAUUAGGGAAAUGGUGGUCAACUUGUGAAAAUGAUAGAAAAGUAGAGAAAAAUAGAGGCUAAUGUAUAGAAUUUUCAAAAAUGCCUGUAAUCCCCCCCGGUUACAUUUCCAGUAUUUUAAUAUCCAGAAAAAACAGCUAUUAUCUAGAUCUUACAUCCAAGUCAGAUUCAGGUGGACCAGAGAGUUGCGGUAGUAGAUCAUAAAUAAAAAUAUAUCUGCAUUUCAGUGUAAAUGAAGCCAGGAUGUCCAAGAUCCAUAAUAAACCUGAAAUGAGAGAAUAAUUGGUUGUGACCUAUAAAAGAAAUUCAAAAUGAAGUAACAUCAGUGUGGUGUUAGCAGCAAUAAAAACAGUUGAUUUUC